Molecule: messenger RNA, 1899 nt
Organism: Erigeron canadensis
Lineage: Eukaryota; Viridiplantae; Streptophyta; Magnoliopsida; Asterales; Asteraceae
Product: wall-associated receptor kinase-like 10
Exons: 4
Coding region: 1-1899 (632 amino acids)
Biological process (GO): cell surface receptor signaling pathway; protein phosphorylation
Cellular component (GO): plasma membrane
Molecular function (GO): ATP binding; protein serine/threonine kinase activity
Source: RefSeq, a predicted model, not a curated record
AUGGAGUCUAAACCUUCUACCUCCACCUAUACCUCGACAACUCAAUGGUUACAACCAUGCCGUAAAUUCGAAAUGCAUGAAAUUCUUUUAGCAACAGGAAACUUUAAUGAAUCUUUGGUGAUUGGAAGAGGCGGCUUUGGGAAAGUGUACGAAGGUGAAGUUAUUGUUGGAACUAGUCAUGUUGCUGCUGCUCUUAAACGGUUAGAUUUGAUGUCGGAUCAAGGGGCAGCAGAGUUUUGGGCUGAAGUCGACAUGCUUUCCCAGUUGCGUCACUCUCAUAUAGUGUCUCUGAUUGGUUAUUGUAACUAUGAAAGAGAAAUGAUACUUGUAUACGAGUAUAUGCCGAACAGAACACUUGAAGAUCAUCUUUAUAAACUCCGCACUCGUGGGUUAGACUACCUCCACACUGGUACUGGUAUUGAGUUUGGUGUUAUACACCGAGAUGUCAAGAGCUCAAAUAUUUUGUUACACCAAAAUUGGGCAGCUAAAAUUUCCGAUUUUGGGUUGUCCAGAAUAGGCCCAGCGAAUCAACCACGCACUUAUGUCAACACUCUUGUAAAAGGCACUUUUGGGUAUCUUGAUCCAAAUUAUUUUGCCACUGGAGAGCUGACAAGGAAGUCUGAUGUGUAUGCUUUUGGGGUGGUAUUGUUUGAAGUGUUGUGUCAAAAACGACCAUUGGAUAGGAGUCUUGAAUGUGGUUUAGCUACAUGGGCACAAGACUCGAUCAAAGAAGUUCAAACACCAGCGAAGUCGAUAUUUACUAGAAUGGUUGAUGUGCUUCCUCCUUUCCACUAUACCGGUGAAAACCCAGGUAUGGGGUUUGGAUUUCUCACAGCCAAGAAGCGAAAAAAAUUCUUACUGCAAAAUGGGGCUCUAUUGUUAGAUAAACUAAAAAACUUUGGCGCUGGUUCCAUGGAAAUUUUUAGUGCUAAAACGAUAGAGGUAGCAACGCAAAAUUAUGCCGACGAUAUUAUUUCUGGAAGAGGAGGUUCUGGUACUGUGUUCAAGGGGAUCCUACCAGACAAUCAUGUUAUAGCAAUCAAGAAGUCUGAGAUAUCUGAUUCGGGGCAACUUUUAGGAUGUUGUCUGGAAACCAAGAUCCCUUUAUUAGCUUAUGAAUAUGUUUGUAAUGGCAAUCUUUACGAGCACUUUCAUACUACGGGAAGUGUAAGAAGGAGAUUGUCAUGGGAUACUCAUGUAAGUAUAGCAUAUGAUACGGCUAGUGCACUUGCUUAUCUUCACACAAAUACUGUAAUGUCCAUUAUACAUAGAGAUGUGAAGUCCAGUAACAUUUUUUUAGAUAAUAAUUUAACUGCAAAGAUUGCAGAUUGUGUCCCAAGGUUAAUCCCUCCGGACGAUCCUGAUGAUCUACAUACUUUCGUUCAAGGUACAUUAGGUUACUUGGAUCCUGAAUAUUGCCACACAUGUAAUAUAAGCGAUAAAAGUGAUGUUUAUAGCUUUGGAGUGGUACUUGUAGAAGUGUUGACAGGAAAUAAACCACUCGACUUUAAUCGAGCACCAGAGGAAAGAAAUCUAGCAUCAUAUUUUACAAAACUAAAGAAGGAGAAUCGAUUGCAUGAGAUUGUUGACCAUCAAGUGUUAAAGGAGGCAGCUGAUGAGCAGCAGCUAAAAGCAGCAAGUGACCUGGCAUGUAGAUGCCUUGACCUAAAAGGGGAGAACAGACCCAUCAUGAAAGAAGUAGCCAUGGAGCUCGAAACAAUAAGGAAGUUGGCCGAACAGCAUCCAUUUGUUCGAGACAACCACAUGGAACCAUGUGGCUUAGUAGUUGAAGCUAGUGAACAAGCUGAUCUUGGUAUCUUUGAAAAUUACAGUGAUUCCAACUUUAGUGAUAUCUUUAGAAACAAUGAGAUCUAUUACAAUGCAGUUUAUUCUCGGUAA